This is a messenger RNA of Portunus trituberculatus (swimming crab), 2386 nucleotides long. Its product is annotated as glutamate receptor U1-like. The record is from RefSeq and is a predicted model, not a curated record. Bases 12 to 1622 code for a protein of 536 amino acids. Gene Ontology annotation, cellular component: membrane. NCBI's taxonomy places the organism in Eukaryota, Metazoa, Arthropoda, Malacostraca, Decapoda, Portunidae. The transcript has 10 exons. Gene Ontology annotation, molecular function: glutamate-gated receptor activity.
GGCAGGUGCGGAUGGCGUCGUGGAUGGUCGUGGUGGUGGUGGUGAGUGACGACCCAGUUUUCCUGGCCGCCUUCGCCCAACAGGCCCGUGAGGGUCGCCUGCUGGUGUGGGCCACGAGGCUCAUUGUGGUGAGCCGCCAAGCUCCUUACAGCCUCCACCCGCUCCACCAGACUCUCGCCCUCACCAACUCCCUCCUGCUGCUGGUGGAUGGCGCGGCGGGAGUGGCCAGGGCUGCUGGGUGGGUGGUGCUGCCCUACCAGCGGCCUGGCAUCGCCCCGCUGCAGGUUGCCUCUUGGACGGCGGAGGGCAACCUUUCAUUGCAUCGACCGCUCUUCUGGGACAAAUUUAACAAGCUUUCUGGUGAAACAAAUCUACUAGUGACAUUGGAGACAAGCCACAGACACUCAGUGGUGAUGCAUCCAGACCCAACGGCUCCUGGAGGAGUUCGGUUAGAGUUCAGGGGCUUCAUGGUCACUAUUCUCGAUUAUUUGGCGCAAGGAAUCAACUUCUCGUACACGUUCAAGCGGGCACCGGACCAGUCUUGGGGUGCCAAGAUGCAAGAUGGGUCCUUUACGGGCAUGCUGGGUCUGGUCAACAGGGAGGCAAUUUGGGAAAAUGUCGUUCUUCAGGAAGUACACUUUGGCCUGGGACCUUUCGGGAUCAACGCCGCUCGCUAUGAGGCAGUCGAUUUCACUUGGCCAGUUUCUUUCGUGGACGUCAAAGUUUUCACUGGUCGAGGGAGUCCUGAGGUAGAUCCUUGGGGCUUCCUGUUGCCCCUCACUCCUUGGGUGUGGAUCGUGCUGCUACUAUUGGUUCUGUUUUUGUCUGCUGGCUCUAUUUUCCUCUUCACUAAAUUUUCGUGGAAAGAUCUGGGUAGCAUGGGAAACUUAAGUACAAUAAACCUACAUUUUGUCGGCAUAAUGUUACGGCAGUGUGAGUUUCCAAGUCUAACGCUGCUAGCCGUGUGGGUGGGUGGUGGCGGGUGGUGGUGGCAGCGCGUGGUGCUGGGCGUGUGGAUGCUGAUGACCAUGGUGCUGACGCGGAGCUACGAGGGCAACCUUAUGUCGCUGCUGGCCGUGAGACACCUGCCCCAGCCCUACCAGACCCUCAGGGACGUGGUGGACGACCCUUCGGUGGUCAUGGUCUGGCACAAGCAGGGAGCACCCAUUCAGUCUGUUAUGGACGCUACGUCUGGGAUCUUUAGUGAAGUGAAGGCGAGUGAGGAGCAAGGGCGCCUGUUGGUGUUACCUUUAAUCGAGUAUGGUGCCAUUCUUGACAAGGUUAUAAAUCAAAGAAUAGCAAUCAUAGACUACGUGAGGAUAACGAGAGCUACCAGCAGCAGGCAUUUUUCUCUUACAGGAAGAUGUGACUUCUACAUUGGGCAGGAAAAUAUUAUGGCCCAUCCCGUUGCUAUGAUUGGCCAGAAAGACAGUCCCAUCAUCCCAUCUCUGAACGCACGAAUAACGUCAAUGACCGAGGCUGGUCUUUAUAACUACUGGAACAACGAGGGAAUCGCGAAUUACAGUGCAUGUGAGCGAGUAAAAACAAAGACCACCAUCAUCAGUUCGUCUCUCUCCCUCAGGCAGUGCUGGGUAGGGAAAUUUUUGUGUGUCUGGCAGUAAUUGGCAAGGAUCUUGCUGUACCUCAACCAGCUCUAGAUAUGGACAUUGUGCAUGUUUGAACUUCUACUUCACCCUUAUUUUCUCCUCCAUAUAUGAUUUUGACAUAUAUUGAUAAAUGAAUUUAGAUGAAUUAAAUAUGUUAAUUUUUCAUAGAAUUAUAUAUACAUUAUUGUGUAACACAGAGGCGUAUUGGUGAGAAAAUUAAGCUUUCACUUUAAUUGCAUCAGUAACGUCCAAUACAUGUGAAGACUAACAAUACGUAUAACAUGCAGGCCAUGGUGGUGGUUCUGGCGGGAGGCCUGGCGGUGGGUCUCCUCUUUCUUAGCGUGGAGGUGGUGUUUGUUGCGUCUUGCGUCACUGACUAAAAUGUAAUUAUAACUAGAACUAUAAACAUUAAUUGUAGCCAUGAUUCUUGCUAUAAUUCUUGUUCUCAUCUUUUGCUAUAAUCUUCUCUUAAGGAUAACUUGGAGAUGACUAUUACAAUGUAAAUACAUUAUAAGGAAAGCCUUCAUCCUUUAAGCAAAAGAAUACAAAAAUAUAUUUCAUAUUAGUUGCUCUCACUUUUAUUCUAUAGUUGUUUAAGCUCCACCAAUCAAUUAUUACAUUAAGUUUGUCAUAAGGUCGUUCAUGCCUUAAUUAUUCUAUUAUUUUCGGAUUCGUUUUCAGAAUGAAAUGCUUCCUUGACAAACAUUCGCUUUAUGUCACUCGAAUAAAAGCGGUAAAAAGAGAUGUGUUUCAUAAGCUGUUAUAUCUGUUAUUACAUU